AUGCUCUUUGGCCUCGAUACUGGCAGCAUUGGCCCAGUGACGACCAUGCCGUCUUUCCGUCAAACAUUUGGAGACUUCUCUCCCACAAUGCACGGGGUCAUUGUGUCGUCUGUUCUCAUUCCUGGAGCUCUCUCAGCCCUCGUUUCUGGUGCCAUGGCAGACCGAUUCGGGCACGUUCUUCUCUUCGCACUGGGGUCUUUUGUCUACGGCUGCGGUGCGGCCCUUGAGUGUGCGUCGCCCAAGCUUGGGCUCUUCAUUUUUGGUCGUCUGAUCAAGGGUGUUGGCGAGGGCAUGUUCUUGAGCAAUGUCUACGUGCAGGUAUCCGAAUUGUCCCCUGCCCGGGUUCGCGGUAUUAUGACGGCCCUGCCGCAGUUCUCCAUCGUCAUCGGCAUCGUCAUUGGGUAUUUCAUGUGUUACGGAACCGCCCGAAUAGAAUCGUCAUCUCUGGCAUGGCGCCUUCCGUUGGCCGUUGCCUCUUUACUCGGCAUCGUUCUCUCCAGCACCUACUGGAUAGUUCCAACGUCACCAAGGUGGCUGCUCAGCAAAGGGAGAUUGGACGAGGCUCGAGCCGUGCUCGACACAUUGGGGCUUGACGAAAACGAGCGAGUAGAGCUCCUCGAGCAGUCUAUGUCCGAGGUGCAAGAGCACACGGCCAAUGUGACGCUCUGGGAACUCAUACGACAGACUUUUGCGGAUUUCGGCGAGGCCUUCUCGGCUCCUUUCAGGAGCAGAACUGCGUUUGGUUGCUUCCUCAUGUCGGCCCAACAGCUGUCUGGGAUCGACGGGAUCCUCUACUAUGCUCCUAUCUUGUUCACACAAGCUGGACUCGCUGGAGAGCAAGCAACUUUCCUUGCGUCCGGCGUUUCGGCGUUGGUCAUUCUGGCUGUGACUGUCCCGGCCACAUUUUUGGCUGAUCGUUGGGGAAGACGAACGUCGAGUUUACUGGGCGGAGUACUCAUCACCGCUCUUAUGCUCUUGAUGGGUUCUCUGUUCGCCGCUGGAGAGGUUCAUGCCGACUCGGGGGCCGGGAAGUGGGUUGUCAUCGUGUCGAUCUACCUUUUUGCCCUCGUCUACAGCUGUACGUGGGCCAUUGGCUUCCGUACUUUUAUGGUUGAAAGUCUGCCAAGGAAGACAAGGAGCAGUGCAUCCAGCCUUGCUCAAAGUGCCAACUGGGUAAGUUUCUCCAAAUGA
Molecule: messenger RNA, 1191 nt
Organism: Colletotrichum graminicola M1.001
Lineage: Eukaryota; Fungi; Ascomycota; Sordariomycetes; Glomerellales; Glomerellaceae
Exons: 2
Coding region: 1-1191 (396 amino acids)
Biological process (GO): carbohydrate transport; transmembrane transport
Cellular component (GO): membrane
Molecular function (GO): carbohydrate:proton symporter activity
Source: RefSeq, a predicted model, not a curated record